Messenger RNA from Cricetulus griseus (Chinese hamster), 721 nucleotides. Lineage: Eukaryota; Metazoa; Chordata; Mammalia; Rodentia; Cricetidae. The record is from RefSeq and is a predicted model, not a curated record.
UGCUUUGCAAACUGCCUAGGAUGACUUUCCUCCAGCCAUGUCUCAUCUGUUCAGCCCACGAAUGCCUUUAGAUGUGCACCCACUCAAUCUGUCCAAUCCAGAGGCUGUGUUUAAUUCCCAUCUUGUUGGAGUCAAAGAAACAUCCAGUGACUUUUCAUCUGUGGAUCUAAGCUUCCUUCCAGAUGAGCUUACUCAAGACAGUAAAGACCAGGUUGUCACUGAAAACAGGCACGAAACAGAGCAAAGUCGUAAAACUCAGGAUCGGCAAUGUCAGUUACAGUUGCCUGGUGGGGAGGACAAUGGGCUGUCUGUCUGUCUGUCACCAGACUCCCAUGCCCAUCUGUGCCCUGAUGGUGUGGCCUCCAACCAGCCCUCUCCAGAAAAACCAAACUCUGAUGCCUUACCUGUGGCAUCCAUAGUGUCCAUGACACCAAUGAACCCUGUUCCAGAAUGCUCUGGAAUUGUGCCUCAAUUACAGAAUGUAGUUUCCACUGCAAACCUGGCUUGUAAGUUGGAUCUGAGGAAAAUAGCUCUGAAUGCCAAAAACACAGAAUAUAACCCUAAGAGGUUUGCUGCGGUCAUAAUGAGGAUCCGAGAGCCACGGACAACAGCCCUCUUAUUUAGCUCUGGGAAGGUGGUCUGCACAGGAGCCAAAAGGUAUGAGGAUGAAGUUCCCAUUCCUACCCCAUGGGCAACUCAUGAUGUAAGAAAAGGAGCUUAG